UUUUAGAGUGCGACCAAGCAACAACGCAUUCUAUAAUGCUCCUCCAACAUUAUAUAAUGUUUUCGUUAUUUCCCAGUUUAAUGCUGGCAAAAGUUUGUAAGAAAACUGAACGAAAAGAUGGAAAAAGCAUUACCCGUUGGGACUGCUGCGAUGGCUAUAGACUAGUAAACAACUCCGGAAGUGGUUCAAAAUGUGAUCCCGUCUGCAAUAACAAUUGUGAGAACGGAAAGUGCGUCAGUCCAAAUACCUGUAGCUGCAACGAAGGCUAUGAUAAUAUUCAGCAUAAUCCGGCCAAUAGUUGUGUUCCUGUUUGUAAAAGAAAACGCAACAACGGCGAGUGUGUUACCUCAGAAUCCAGCAAAUGCAACGAUGGCUACAAAUUGAAUGAAUCCACUGGUGAAUGUUAUCCUGUGUGCAGCAAUGAUUGCCCCAACGGACGCUGUGAGUCCCCAGGGAAUUGUAUCUGCAACCAGGGAUACAGUAAAAAUGAGACACAGAUGGACUUGGGAUGUCAGCCCGUCUGCGAAGUUGAAUGUGAUGAUAAUAGAGUCUGUGUGGCUCCCAAUAAAUGUGACUGCAUCAAGGGUUAUUUUGAGAAGAACAACGAAUGCUGUCCUAAAGGGGAAAAUAUUCCAAUUUCAAAUACAAGCUUGCAAGAAUGUUCAAGAGAUGAAGUUAAGCCCAGCUGUGUGAUAAGCUUUUUAAGGAAUUGGAUGAUCGAGUUCGCAGUGGGUUUAGUUUCCCUGACAAUUCUGAUAAUGGCAGUCUUAUUUCUGUUCCUUAGACACAAUCGUACAUACGACGUGGCAUCCCGAGAAAAAGAGCGUCCUAUCUAUGUAAUGGAUAAUGAAUUUUUUGAUGAUGAUGAACUUGAUUUAGUUACAACAAAAUAUCCUUAGUAAAAUUUAAAUAAAUAUCAUUUAAUCCUGCUUAAAUACUUGUAAUGUACACUUUAA
Molecule: messenger RNA, 956 nt
Organism: Drosophila innubila
Lineage: Eukaryota; Metazoa; Arthropoda; Insecta; Diptera; Drosophilidae
Product: protein draper-like
Exons: 4
Coding region: 36-899 (287 amino acids)
Source: RefSeq, a predicted model, not a curated record